Molecule: messenger RNA, 2136 nt
Organism: Leptosomus discolor (cuckoo roller)
Lineage: Eukaryota; Metazoa; Chordata; Aves; Leptosomiformes; Leptosomidae
Source: RefSeq, a predicted model, not a curated record
AACACUGUCCUCGCAGUGCUGCUAGCUGGUGGCAUAAUUAUUCUAUCCCAGGCAUCACAAUCUCUUGCUCUUGUUGUUAACACAGGAAUUGCACGUGACAGGAACGGUAACCAGUAUCGCCACUCUGGAGUACCAGAGCUAAUAAUAGAAAUGAAAAACCUGCUCUUUCUGACGCGUAAUUCCGUUGUUGAUGGACGGUUUCUGAGACUGAAAUCAGCUCAUAUGUCUCUGCGUAAGACAUGGCAGACGUGUCUUAUGGAGGAGAUUGCUACCCCUGAUGAUAACUACGGAAACUGGAAGUUUCAGGCUGUUAAUUGCCCUUCAUUUCUGGCUGCUGCUUUAGCUAGAGCAACUUCAGAUGAAGUCCUUCAGAGUGAUCUUUCAGUACUCUACUUACCAAAGCAUGUGGACAACGCAGAUGGGAUCAUACAGAUUGAGACAGUGAAGCUAGCCCGCUUAGUUUUUAGCAAACUGCAUGAGAUCUGCAGCAACUGGGUGAAAGACUUUCCACUCCAGCCGAAACCCCACCGCUACUACGAGACCUCCAUCCAUGCCAUCAAGAAUAUGCGCAGGAAGAUGGAAGACAAGCACGUCUGCAUCCCAGACUUCAACAUGCUCUUCAACCUGGAGGACCAAGAAGAGCAAGCUUAUUUUGCAGUGUUUGAUGGUCAUGGGGGAGUAGAUGCUGCCAUCUACGCCUCCAUCCACCUCCACGUGAACAUGGUCCAUCAGGAGAUGUUUCAGCAUGACCCGGCAGAAGCGCUGUGCCGAGCUUUCCGGGUGACCGACGAGCGCUUUGUCCAGAAGGCAGCCAGAGAGAGUCUGCGUUGUGGAACCACCGGGGUGGUGACUUUCAUCCGAGGAAAUAUGCUGCAUGUGGCUUGGCUUGGGGACUCCCAGGUUAUGCUUGUGAGGAGAGGCCAAGCUGUGGAACUGAUGAAACCCCACAAACCAGAUCGAGAGGAUGAGAAGAAGCGCAUCGAGGCACUUGGUGGCUGUGUGGUCUGGUUUGGAGCCUGGAGGGUGAACGGGAGCCUGUCAGUCUCCAGAGCUAUUGGGGACGCUGAGCACAAGCCAUAUAUCUGUGGGGAUGCAGACUCUGCCUCCACUGUACUAGAUGGCUCUGAAGACUACCUCAUUUUAGCCUGCGAUGGCUUCUAUGACACAGUCAAUCCCGAUGAGGCAGUCAAAGUGGUGGCUGACCAUCUAAAGGAGAAUAAUGGCGACAGCAGCAUGGUAGCACAUAAAUUAGUGGCAUCCGCUCGGGAUGCCGGUUCCAGCGACAACAUUACUGUCAUCGUGGUAUUUCUCAGGGACAUGAACGCAGCAGUCAAUGUUAGCGAGGAGUCGGACUGGACGGAGAACUCUUUUCAAGGUGGGCAAGAAGACAGCGGGGAAGAUAAGGAAAACCAUGGAGACUGCAAACGACCGUGGCCCCAGCACCAGUGCUCAGCACCCGCAGACCUAGGGUAUGAUGGACGAGUGGAUUCCUUCACCGACAGAACUAGCUUAAGCACAGGAUCCAGCGUUAACCUGUUUGAUGAUCAAGGCUAUUUAGACCUGACAAAAACAGAAACUAGUACACCUCAGAGUGCCAAAUGUCUGCCACCAAUUCAAGCGUUUAGUCCUGGCCUACCAAAGAGUGUGAAUUUGGUCAACGGCUUAACAGUGAAGAACGAGUCACCAGAGCGCACCACGUCAUCCGUCUGCGGACAGAGCGACCCCAGGGAGUACAACGCUCCUCUUAGUUUGGGUGCUGCGGGGCAGAGCAUCUACAGGGUGAAGGGUUUAUCCUCCGUCUUCUUUGGGCUGGAAGAUGAACUGCUCAAAUCCUUGGGAAAACGAGCUGCGCUCUUUCACUCCCGGCUCUGUACCGGGAAGAGGCGACGAGGAGCCAGGCUCAAACCAAAGUUCCGCGCGCCGCUCCUGGCUCGUGAGCCUUCCCACAUAGAAGGGUCGGGUCUGUCCUUACCUGUCCGGGGCCGCGGUAGCACGAGGCUGUCGCAACGGGGGCCGGGCGGACGGAGCCGUCCAAAGCAGACGGAAACGCCGUGGGUGCGGAUGAGCAGGGGCUGCGCUUGGGGCUUAGUGGAGAGGGUGAAACUCCCUGGCAAGCCGCAGCUCUGCUUCGGUUAA